This is a messenger RNA of Phialemonium atrogriseum, 1029 nucleotides long. RefSeq names its product phospholipase A2. The coding region runs from base 1 to 1029 and encodes 342 amino acids. The transcript has 5 exons. The record is from RefSeq and is a predicted model, not a curated record. Gene Ontology annotation, molecular function: 2-oxoglutarate-dependent dioxygenase activity. Lineage: Eukaryota; Fungi; Ascomycota; Sordariomycetes; Cephalothecales; Cephalothecaceae.
AUGGCAGAGGCGGAGGAGGCGCAAGUCCAUGUUGAUGCGAUCGCAGAGCUCCUGACCACGUAUAAUGAGCUCAACAGCUGCGCAGUCGACGAGCUCGAGGGGGAGCCUAGUCCCCUCGAGUUCAUGCGAUAUGUGGCUAGGAACACCCCAUUCGUCGCAAGACGUGCGGCGGCGGGCUGGAGGGCCUGCCAGACAUGGGACGCCCAAUAUCUCCGGGACGUGCUCGGCCACGAGACGGUCAACGUCGCGGUGACGCCAAUGGGCAACGCCGACUCUCCCACAGAGCUCGAGAUCGGCGACGACGGCAAUCUAGUCUUCGCCAAGCCCUGGGAGGAGGACCAACCGUUUGCCGAAUUCCUGGAACAUGUGAUCCGGCAGGAGACAGACCCUUCCUUUCCCCCCGACGCUGAAGUCCGAUACGCCCAGACCCAGAACGACAACCUGCGCCACGAGUAUCUCUCCCUCUUCAGCCACGUCCAGCGCGACAUCCCCUUCGCGCGGGUGGCGCUCCAGAAGGUCCCCGACGCAAUCAACCUCUGGGUCGGCAACUCGCGGUCCGUCACGGCCCUGCACAAGGACAACUACGAGAACGUCUACGUCCAGGUCCUGGGCCGGAAGCACUUCGUCCUGCUGCCGCCGCCGUGCCAUCCCUGCGUGAACGAGAGGAGCCUCAGGCCCGCGACUUAUCGCCGCCGCCUGAGCCAGGGGUCGUCGUCGCUCUUGGCGUUGGAACUGGACGGCGGCGGGGACGGGGGUGCCGGGGUGCCAUUUCCGACCUGGGACCCUGACCGGCCCGAGGAGAACGCCACGGCUUACUCGACCCUGGCGAGGCCGGUGCGGGUCACGCUUAAUCCUGGCGAUAUGCUCUAUCUGCCGGCGAUGUGGUACCAUAAAGUCUCACAGUCGGGUUCUGAGGAGGGGAUUUGUGUGGCGGUUAAUUAUUGGUAUGACAUGGAUUUCUCAGGGCCGUUGUACCCAUUUGGCAACUUCGUUAGGUCCGUAUACUCGGGCCAGCAGGAUAGGGAAUAA